UCGGCCCCGGCGCCGGAGGACGCGGGGAAGAUGGCGGCGGCGGCGGCAGCGGCGGCGGCUGCAGCGAACGGGUCGUGCGGGAGCAGCGGGAUGGAGGUGGAUGCAGCAGCGGUCCCCAGCGUGAUGGCCGCCGGGGUGACGGGCAGCGUGUCGGUGGCCCUGCACCCGCUCGUCAUCCUCAACAUCUCCGACCACUGGAUCCGCAUGCGCUCCCAGGAGGGCCGGCCCGUGCAGGUGAUCGGCGCCCUGAUCGGGCGACAGGAAGGGCGCAACAUCGAGGUGAUGAAUUCCUUCGAGCUGCUGUCCCACACGGUGGAGGAGAAGAUCGUCAUCGACAAGGAGUAUUAUUACACCAAAGAGGAGCAGUUCAAGCAGGUGUUUAAGGAGCUGGAGUUCCUGGGCUGGUACACAUCGGGGGGGCCCCCCGAGCCCUCCGACAUCCACGUCCACAAGCAGGUGUGCGAGAUUAUCGAGAGCCCCCUGUUCCUGAAACUGAACCCCAUGACCAAGCAUACGGACCUCCCGGUCAGCGUCUUCGAGUCCGUCAUCGACAUCAUCAACGGCGAGGCCACCAUGCUGUUUGCCGAGCUGACCUACACGCUGGCCACCGAGGAGGCCGAGCGGAUCGGGGUGGACCACGUGGCCCGGAUGACGGCCACGGGCAGCGGGGAGAACUCCACCGUGGCCGAGCACCUCAUCGCCCAGCACAGCGCCAUCAAGAUGCUGCACAGCCGCGUCAAGCUCAUCUUGGAGUUCGUCAAGGCCUCGGAGGCAGGGGAGGUGCCCUUCAACCACGAGAUCCUGCGUGAGGCCUACGCCCUGUGUCACUGCCUCCCCGUGCUCAGCACAGACAAGUUUAAGACGGACUUCUACGACCAAUGCAACGACGUGGGGCUCAUGGCCUACCUGGGCACCGUCACCAAGACCUGCAACACCAUGAACCAGUUCGUCAACAAGUUCAACGUCCUCUACGACCGGCAGGGCAGCGGGCGGCGCAUGCGGGGGCUCUUCUUCUGACGGACCCCGUGCCCGCCCGCCCUCCCGC
Molecule: messenger RNA, 1045 nt
Organism: Tachyglossus aculeatus (Australian echidna)
Lineage: Eukaryota; Metazoa; Chordata; Mammalia; Monotremata; Tachyglossidae
Gene: COPS6
Product: COP9 signalosome subunit 6
Exons: 10
Coding region: 31-1017 (328 amino acids)
Biological process (GO): protein deneddylation
Cellular component (GO): COP9 signalosome
Molecular function (GO): protein binding; metallopeptidase activity
Source: RefSeq, a predicted model, not a curated record